CUCGUUUCGCAGGGUCCUUUAUUGCAAAACCACGGCAUCACCUCCCCCGUCGCCAUCUGCGCUACCGUGAACCCGUCGCGUCUCGGCUUCCUCCUCACCGCCCCGCCGUGCACGAGCGGAGCUCGCCGUCGCCUCCCCUGCCGAGAGUCCCGGGACCUGAUCCCCACGCCGAGAGCAGUGGUGGUGCUAGGAGAUUAGCCAUGGCGAGGUGGCGCCCGGCGGUGCUGCUGGUAGUGGCGCUGGCGGCGGUCCUGUCGGCGGCGCGGCGGGCGGACGCGCUGUCGGUGACGGUGACCGACACCGAGUGCAUCCACGAGUUCGUGCCAUACGAGGGCGACACCGUGUCCGGGAACUUCGUCGUCGUCGACCACGACAUCUUCUGGAGCUCCGACCACCCCGGCAUCGACCUCACGGUAACUUCACCAGGUGGCAACACUGUACAUACGUUGAAGGGGAAAUCUGGUGAUAAAUUUGAAUUUAAAGCUCCAAGGGGUGGCAUGUACAAGUUUUGCUUCCAUAACCCAUACGGAGCACCUGAAACUGUUUCUUUCUACAUUCAUGUUGGGCACAUACCCAAUGAACACAAUCUGGCAAAAGAUGAGCACUUGGACCCUAUUAAUGUUAAAAUUGCGGAGCUGAAGGAAGCAUUGGAAUCCGUCACUGCUGAGCAGAAGUACCUAAAAGCACGUGAAGCUCGUCACCGGCACACAAACGAGAGCACGAGAAAGCGCGUCAUGUUCUACACAAUGGCGGAGUACCUAGCUUUCAUGGCAGCUAGCGCAUUGCAAGUCGUCUACAUCCGCCGCUUGUUCAGUAAAAAUGUGGCAUACAACAGAGUGUAGGAUACAACUCUACUUUGAAGGCGUCAAUGGAAGCAGCGUAUGGUUGGAACGGGAAAACAUUUUCUGUCAAUUUGACAAAUUGUAGCUCUGCACCCUCUUUUCUUCUUUUCGUAGCCUAUAAGCAAAACUUUUUAAUUUAUCAUGUACUUUUAGCAACUCUUGUGAGAUGUGAAGUGCAUUUGCUGUGAACAUAUAUCCAUAAUUAAUGCUCAGAGGAUUGGUCGUGAAA
Molecule: messenger RNA, 1071 nt
Organism: Panicum hallii
Lineage: Eukaryota; Viridiplantae; Streptophyta; Magnoliopsida; Poales; Poaceae
Product: transmembrane emp24 domain-containing protein p24beta3
Exons: 4
Coding region: 201-842 (213 amino acids)
Biological process (GO): intracellular protein transport; endoplasmic reticulum to Golgi vesicle-mediated transport; Golgi organization
Cellular component (GO): endoplasmic reticulum; COPII-coated ER to Golgi transport vesicle; endoplasmic reticulum-Golgi intermediate compartment
Source: RefSeq, a predicted model, not a curated record